AGCAAAUUAAAAAAUUAAGAACGUCAAUCAAUUUUUGUCAUUUUUGCAAUGAGAAAAUGCAUCGAAUGUACAGCGACGGCCUCUUCUUACUUCCUUUGCAUUAUAACGUUUCCCUUUUCCAUAUUUGCCUGUCUCAAAAUUGUUCAAGAGUUUGAAAGAGCUGUUAUUUUUCGGUUGGGGCGUCUCCGUUCCGGGGGUCCCCGAGGCCCCGGAAUUUUUUUCAUCCUUCCAUGUAUAGACGAAUACAUCAAAAUUGAUCUCAGAACUGUCACUUUUGACAUUCCUCCUCAAGAAGUCUUAACUAAAGAUUCAGUCACGAUGUGGGUCGACGCAGUUGUGUAUUUCCGAGUCGACGACCCACUCGCCGCCAUCCUUAAAGUGGAAGAUUUUCAGAGGUCCACACAUUUAUUAGCAAUGACAACUCUUCGAAACGUCUUAGGGACAAAAACCUUGAUGGAAAUUUUAACAAAACUUGAAAAUAUCGCACAUUUAAUGCAGGCACAAUUAGAUGAAGCUACAGAUCCAUGGGGAGUCAAAGUAGAACGAGUCGAAAUAACUGAUGUCAGAUUACCGCAAAACUUGCAACGAGCAAUGGCGGCCGAAGCUGAAGCGUCGCGUGAAGCUAAAGCUAAGAUAAUCGCAGCUGAGGGCGAAAAGAACGCAGCUCAAGCUUUGAAAAUGGCAGCUGAUACUAUUACUCAAUCACCAGCUGCAAUUCAAUUGCGGUAUUUACAGACAUUAAGUAAUAUUUCAGCAGAGAAAAACUCGACGAUUAUUUUCCCUAUUCCGAUGGAGCUUUUUUCUAAUUUUACAAAAGGAAGAUAAUUGUUUUCAAUAAAAAAUUCAACUAAU
Messenger RNA from Tribolium madens (black flour beetle), 852 nucleotides. RefSeq names its product stomatin-4-like. The transcript is spliced from 6 exons. NCBI's taxonomy places the organism in Eukaryota, Metazoa, Arthropoda, Insecta, Coleoptera, Tenebrionidae. The record is from RefSeq and is a predicted model, not a curated record. Gene Ontology annotation, cellular component: plasma membrane. The coding region runs from base 49 to 825 and encodes 258 amino acids.